This is a messenger RNA of Panicum virgatum (switchgrass), 3120 nucleotides long. Its product is annotated as nuclear speckle splicing regulatory protein 1-like. Lineage: Eukaryota; Viridiplantae; Streptophyta; Magnoliopsida; Poales; Poaceae. The transcript has 3 exons. Bases 431 to 2485 code for a protein of 684 amino acids. The record is from RefSeq and is a predicted model, not a curated record.
GGUUUCCUCCCCCGUUCCCGUUCCCCUCUCUCUCGCUCCGGUGGAGUGCCCCAAUCCUCCUCCUCCUCCCUCUUCCUCCCUCAACCCUACUCCGACGCGACACAGCCGCCGCGGAGCAAACGAAAACUAAAAAAGAAAGCGGGGGAGAUCGCGACGGGAUAAACGCUUGCGCCCGCCCCGAUUCGAUUCCCGCCGCGGGGGGCCGGAUUGGAUUGGAUCCUCGGAUCCCCCCCGCGCGGAGGGCAAUUCGGGCCCCAGAUCCCCGCGAUUCCGGCGGCGGGGGAUGAGAGGCCGGAGGGCAUGCCUGUGAUCACCCCUGGCGCGGCAGGAGUGAGGCGGCGCCAGCACCAGCGGCGGCGGGACAGCCUGUGCUUGAGGCCGUCCAGGAGGGGGUGGCGGUCGGUGAUCCGGGGCCCGAGGCGGCGGUGCCAUGUCUCGCUGCUUCCCGUUUCCGCCACCAGGAUAUGAGAAGACCGCGCGCCCCGACGCCCAGCUAGUCUCCAACCUGCAGCAGCUCGACAAGGAGAAACACAAAGAGAAGAAGCAUAAGAAGGACAAGGAUAAAAAAGAAGGUAAAGAAAAGAAGGAUAAAGAUAGGAGUAAGGAUAAGCACAAAGAUAAGAAGGAUCGAAAAGAAAAACACAAAGACAAGAAAAAAGACAGGAGCAAAGAUAAAAGCAGGGAAUCAGUAGAAGGAAUUGAAAGACAUGAUGAGACUCUCCAUGAUCAGAAGGUCGGAGAGAGCAGCAGGAGAUCUGAAGAAAAUAAGGAUCUUAAGUCCAGGGAGGAUUUGGUCAGAAAGAUACCGGAUGAGAAAGGGGCAGCGAUUCGACCUAUUGAAAAUUAUGCUGUUUCAAAUGAUAGAAGUCGUGGAGGCUUCAGUGCAUUGCCUGCAGUUGAGAAUGAAAGAUCUGCAGUUAAUAAAAUGCAGAUUCACCCUAGUAAAAAUGAGGGAUUGGGGCAGCAGAACAUCAACUUCAACCAACAGAAGAAUGGGGCAUCGAUACGACAUUCAGAAAACUUCACUACUUCAGCUCAAAGAACUGCUGCUGGUUUUACACCACCACAUACUAUGGAGGAAAGAGUCAAAGCUGGAAGGCCUCCCUCCAAUACUGAAGUCACACCCAGAAAAGAGGGGAUUGGACAGCGAAUCAGUAACAUUAGCAUAUUGGUUCGAAAGAGAACUGAGACUGCAAACAAAGAUGUUGCGAAUAAAGAAGUUGGCGCCUCCUCUCCAUUGCUUCCAAAUCAUGCUAAUACUAUGCAUAAGGGAAAUGGCAAGGUUGGUAGGCCAACGGAGAACACAGCAGCAUCUAUGCAGAGAUUCGACAGUCCAUCUACUUCCAGUGCAGCAGCGGGGAUAGAUAGAGGAGUACCUAGAUCAACUAUCCCAGGCACAACAAUUCGGAAGCCAAAUGGAAUGGUGCGAUCACCUGAAAACCUUUCUGUCUCUGCUAAUAAGCCUGAUGCUGGAGGCAUAUCACCUGCUAUGUGGAAGGAAAAAGAAGACGGGGGAAGGCUACCGCAAGCUAAUAUUUCAGCUGAUCAGAAACUGGUUAUGUCGAAACCUCCAGCUAUGGACAAAGCUGCAGAUGGAAGAGCUGAAAGAGCUAAUAUUUCAGCUGAUCAGAAACUGGUUAUGUCGAAACCUCCAGCUAUGGACAAAGCUGCAGAUGGAAGAGCUGAAAGGAUGGAGAAGGUUAGAGAUGAGGCACCUGAUGUUACCAAGAAAGAGGACAAAAAGAGUGAUCGGCACGAGAAAAAGAAAAGGAAAGAGAAAGAUAAACACAAAGAGAAGAAAAAGGAGAAAGAGGCAAAGAAGGAGAAAGCAGAACAUAAUCACAAAGAGCAAGAUAAGCUAAGAGAGAACAAUAUAAAUUAUCCAAUAGAUAGUCUCCACUUGAAGCCCUCAGGCCCUCCUUUAGCCCCACCAGUUGAUGAUGGAAAAUCUGUUGUGCCUGAUGAGAAGAAGCGAAAGAAUCAUGAGAUGAAUGGUUACUUACAAAACGUUCAUGAUAUGCGGCCUACAAAGUUGCCGAGACCAGCCCUCCCCAACAAUCGUGUGGAGAAUGGUACAGCAUCUCAUGUAGCCGCGCCACUCUCUUCUGUGAAGCCAGAAGCCCUAAAUAUUGAAAAGGCUGAAAGGCUCCACAAGAAGGAAGAGAAGUUCAAUGGCAACAAACAGGCUCAGCAGCAAUCUUCAGCUUCAGUCGAUCCAUUGGCUGCUUAUGAGAAUGGCACACCUUCUAGGAAGUCACCUCACCCAGACUGCAAGUAUCUUAGCCAGAUAUACAGCAUUCCUGAAGCACCUCAAAUGAUGGAAUGGCCUGAGCAUGAAGGUGAGGACUGGCUGUUCGACCAAGGUAGCAGCACCCAGUCAAGGAAGCCCAGUUCAGAGGCUGAUGGAGCACCCAUAGUGUGGGCUCAGGCUCUGAAAAUUGACCCUGGUGAUGUCAUUGCUUUACCAUAUGUCAUCCCGUAUUAGGUUGCUGAGCGGCGAUACCAACUCUAAAGCUGAAACAUCAAAGAACUAUACCAACUCUGCUUUUUUCUGCUAGCGCCCUUGCUACAACCCAAAGUGUGUAGCUUGGCAUGCUGGGAUGUUCCAUACAUUCACAGGUAGCUGUUGUGAUAACUGCAUGCACCAUUCGAGUUUGGGGGCUAGCGCGAAGCACUUGUGUGAGUCGACGCUGGCAGGGUAGUAGCCUGACUGAGUGCUUCGUGGAGAAACAGACAGUGUUGGUUGCCAAGAGGCUGGAUCCUGUAACGAAGUGGCUAGCUCUGUUAUCGCUGCACAAUUUUGAUCUGUAAGGUGUAAAAGAAUUUUAAUACUAAAAUGUACAUUAGAGAGGGGGGCUGAGGAGAGGGAAGACUUGAGAUUCUUCAUUGAUAGUAGUUGGAUGGAUUUGACCUACUGCCGCCUGAGAAAGAUGUGCUUCUGCUUGAUUUAUUGCAAAAAAAAAAAGUUGGCACCUCACCUUGACCUGUCUUUUGUAUAUAACUCUAGUUUUCAUAGAUGCUGAUGGGGUGGCUUACCUGAGGUUGUAACUUUACUUGUUGAUCGGCAUUUGUUGUUAAAGAGUCGUCAAUAUCACUAGUGAAUUUUGAAUUAGUAUGUCA